Messenger RNA from Camelina sativa (false flax), 1842 nucleotides. RefSeq names its product RNA demethylase ALKBH9B. Gene Ontology annotation, molecular function: mRNA binding; demethylase activity. The record is from RefSeq and is a predicted model, not a curated record. Lineage: Eukaryota; Viridiplantae; Streptophyta; Magnoliopsida; Brassicales; Brassicaceae. Gene Ontology annotation, biological process: mRNA catabolic process.
UUCAUUGAAGAAGAAGAAGACUCAAAAAGAGCAAAAGUAAACGAACUCCAUUCGAUCCCUACAAACUGAAAACUUAAGAGUACGGGAAACAGAGGAGGAGGAGGAGGAGGAGGAGAUUCGGUUUUGUGAUGCAAAGAAGAUGGAUCCAAUCUACGAAGAAGAUGUUUUCCUCGGCAAGUAUCAGUCUUCGGAACUUAAGAUUGCCUCUGAGUUCCUAACCACUUGGUUGCCUUUUCUAUCUCGAGAUCUCUGCAACGACUGCGUUCAUCUUCUCUCCCAUCGAAUCCGUUCUCUUGACCCAGAGCACUCUAGUAACAAAGAGGAUAAAGCGGGUUCAGGUUCGAUGGUGGACGAUGAUUCUAAUGGGAAGCUUUGUGAUUCUCACUCUGGGGGUUUUGUAUUUGGAUCUUUGUCAGAAGACAGUGCAAGAGAUGCAAUGCAAUCUCAGUCAACUGUUUCUGAGACGGCGAGUCCACGAAUGUCUUGGGCUGAUAUGGCACAAGAAGAUGGGCUCCAGGAGGAGGAGGAGGAAGAACACAAGGAGAGUGAGUCAAGCACUCAUGACGUCGUUGAUCCGAGUAUGAAGAAGACUCCUGAGAAGCGUAAGAUGUCUAGGGAGGAAAGAGAGCGUUACCGGUUUGUGAAUGUGAAGAAAUUGAAACUGUUUAGUUUUUAUGAGAAAGUUAAAGGAGAGUCUGUUAAUAUCCUCGAGGGGCUUGAGUUGCAUACCGGUGUUUUUAGCGCUGUGGAGCAGAAAAAGAUUGUUGAUUUUGUCUAUGAACUACAAGACAAGGGUCUAAAAGGACAACUUCAAGAACGUACUUUUGCCACGCCGAAGAAGUGGAUGAGAGGCAAAGGACGAGUUACUAUCCAAUUUGGAUGUUGUUAUAACUAUAUAACAGACAGACAGAGAAACCCACCCGGAAUCCUUAAACGUGGAGCGGUUGAUCCGAUGCCGUCUCUUUUCAAAGUAAUGAUCAAAAGGUUGAUUGCGUGGCAUGUACUUCCUCCAACUUGUGUGCCAGAUAGUUGUAUCGUCAAUAUAUAUUAUGAAGACGAUUGCAUACCCCCUCAUAUCGAUAACCAUGACUUCCUCCGCCCUUUCUGCACAGUAUCAUUCCUCAGUGAGUGCAAUAUACUCUUUGGAUCACAUAUCACAACUGUAGGGCCUGGUGAAUUCUCCGGUUCAUACUCUAUACCGCUUCCUGUCGGAUCAGUUCUAGUGCUAAAUGAUAAUGGAGCCGAUGUUGCUAAGCAUUGUAUACCUGCGGUUCCCAAGAAGAGGAUAUCGAUAACGUUUAGGAAAAUGGACGAGUCGAAAAGACCAGUAGGAUUCACCCUGGAACCUGAUUUGCAAGGGAUUAAGCCGUUGCCAUAUGAACAGAACACGCUGCUGAGUACCCCUGAUGCUGUAGCCAGUAGCUCUCCAAGGUCCAGCAACAACCAAAACGGUAGGAGUCACAACAAUCGAGCUGCACAUGGAGAAAGAAGCAGACAUCGUAGGUCGAGAGAUUAUCCUUCUGAGAGUCGAGAGUGGUCAUCAUCGAGCCAACGAAGAGAAAAAGCACGACCCACUACUCCUAACUGGUAUUACAGACCCAAGGUUACUACUAGCUCCGACAACGUUUGAGAAUUUGUUUUCUGCUUCUUCUUUUUCCCCUCUUGUAAUACGAAAUUAAUAUUUGAUUUUACCACAGAAUAAAUGAAAAUUGUUCCGAAGAGAAACUCUGGAUGCUUUCGUUAUUAUUAUAUUUUGUCGUUUUGACCGUGUAUUUUUGUUUUAAUUUUUCUUCGAUUUGUAACAUGUAUAUAUAUACCUUAAAAAUAUGACUUUAUUUGUUC